UGUUUGUGGUGCGACAUAAUGGACUACGUUUUGCCAUCAAUCAUAGAAGGAGAAGAGAUGCCACCCAAGAGAUUCAAGAAAGAAGUAAAAAACUUCCAGUAGAUAAUGUACAACAAAUUCGCCUUUAUCCCAUCCAGCAGGAGCGGCUGAAACUCAGAAAAUGGAUGGAAACACGAUGA
Ambispora gerdemannii is the source of this 179-nucleotide messenger RNA. NCBI's taxonomy places the organism in Eukaryota, Fungi, Glomeromycota, Glomeromycetes, Archaeosporales, Ambisporaceae. The record is from the annotation of a GenBank genome assembly.